Syngnathus acus (greater pipefish) is the source of this 7448-nucleotide messenger RNA. RefSeq names its product WD repeat-containing protein 7. The coding region runs from base 173 to 4663 and encodes 1496 amino acids. The record is from RefSeq and is a predicted model, not a curated record. NCBI's taxonomy places the organism in Eukaryota, Metazoa, Chordata, Actinopteri, Syngnathiformes, Syngnathidae. Gene Ontology annotation, cellular component: cytoplasm. Gene Ontology annotation, molecular function: protein binding. The transcript has 31 exons.
CUAUGACUCGUGAUCAUCUGACUGACCGUCACGCAAAGGAUUGCCAGAGCUAAAAGCUCAUAACAAGCAGCGAUUUUUUUCGUUUUUAUUUAUUACCGACUGAGAUCUUCUCGCCUUAAUUCAAUACGAAGGAGAUGCACCAGUGAUCUGUUGUUUUGGACAAUCCAGCACAAUGUCAGGGAACAACCUGGUUCUACCUAUUGUACUAUGGGGCCGCACCGCUCCAACCCACUGUAUCAGCAGCCUGUUGGUGAUGGAUGACUUUAGCACAAUCAUCACUGGUUGCCAUGACGGACAGAUCUGCCUUUGGGACAUGACGCCGGAGCUGGAGAUUUGUCCCAGGGCCAUGUUGUUUGGUCAUACGGCCUCCAUCACGUGUCUGUCUAAAGCGAGCGCCUGCAGUGAUAAACAGUACAUUGUCAGUGCGUCAGAGAGUGGGGAGAUGUGCUUAUGGGAUGUAAAUGAUGGCCGCUGUAUUGAAUUUACAAAACUGGCUUGUGCUCACACCGGCAUACAGUUCUAUCAGUUCACAAUCAGUACUCAGCGAGAAGGUCGCCUCCUCUGUCAUGGUCACUACCCAGAGAUUCUUGUGGUAGAUGCCACCAGUCUGGAGGUGUUAUAUUCGCUGGUGUCCAAAAUCUCCCCAGACUGGAUCAGCUCCAUGAGUAUUAUCCGAUCACACCGCACACAAGAGGACACAGUUGUGGCAGUGGCAGUAACAGGCAUUUUAAAAGUCUGGAUCAUCACAGCAGAGGUCAACAGGAUGCAGGACCUGGACCCGGUGUUUGAAGAAGAGUCCAAACCCAUUUACUGUCAGGGUUGUCGGAGUAUUUCCUUCUGUACGUUCACUCAGAGCAGCCUGCUGGUGGUCUGCUCCAAGUUCUGGAGGGUUUUUGAUGCAGGAGACUAUUCACUGCUCUGCUCCGUGGCCAGUGACAAUGACAAGGCCUGGGCUGGAGGAGAGUUCAUUGCAGCAGACAAAGUCAUCAUCUGGACUGAAGACGGCUGCAGUCACAUCUAUAACUUACCAGCCAGCUGUCUCCCUGCUAGUGUGCAUUUCCGAAGUGAUGUGGGCAAAAAAGAAGGCUCAGUCCCGCCACUGAUCUACACCAUAGAGAAUCUAACAGACAAUCAGCUCCUGAUAUGUCCUCCUGUGACUUGCUUCUUUUUUGGUCGACGGGAGCCUUUCCACAAGCUACUUAUCCAGGGAGACUCUGCAGGCAGACUGUCUUUGUGGAGCAUCCCGGACUCUUCGCCUCCACGGCCACUGUCGACUCCUGCAGAGUUGCAAGUCUCAUCCACCAUCAGUCUCCAGGAGGCGUUUAAUAAAUUGAUGCCUGUUUCUUCUGGUAUCAUUGACCAGCUCAGCAUUCUCCCCAACAAAGAGGAACCCAUUAAGGUGACGGCUAGCGUCUACAUCCCCUCCCAGGGUCGACUAGUGUGUGGAAGAGAAGAUGGCAGCAUUAUUUUGGUUCCGGCUACUCAAACCGCUAUCGUUCAGUUGCUGCAAGGAGAACACAUGCUUAGGAGAGGAUGGCCACCCCAUCGUACUCUACGAGGUCACAGGAAUAAAGUGACGUGCGUCCUGUAUCCAUACCAGAUAUCGCCCCGCUACGACCAGCGCUCUUUGGUGUCGGGUGGGGUCGACUUCUCUGUCAUUGUGUGGGACAUUUUCACUGGAGAGAUGAAGCACAUAUUCUGUGUCCAUGGAGGAGAGAUCACCCAGCUCAUUGUCCCACCAGAAAAUUGCAGCACUCGGGUGCAACACUGUGUCUGCUCCGUUGCCAGUGACCACUCGGUUGGCCUGCUCAGUCUUAGGGAAAGGAAGUGCAUCAUGCUUGCAUCGCGGCACUUGUUUCCAAUCCAGGUCAUCAAGUGGCGCCCUGCUGAUGACUACCUUGUUGUUGGAUGCUCUGAUGGCUCUGUUUAUGUCUGGCAGAUGGAUACAGGAGCCUUGGACCGCUGUGUGAUGGGUAUAACAGCCGUAGAGAUCCUCAAUGCCUGUGAUGAGCUGGCUCCGGCCACCGUCGAUGCCUUGAGCCAUUCGGCAGUGAACCUGAAGCAGGCAAUGACUCGCCGGAGCCUGGCGGCACUCAAGAACAUGGCUCAGCACAAACUACAAACACUUGCCACCAAUCUGCUGGCGGCAGACAAUGCUGACAAGGGGAACCUGCCCAAAUACUCCCACAAUGCACUGGUGGUCCAGUCAAUGAAGACCAACCUCACGGACCCUGACAUGCAUGUAUUGUUCUUUGACGUGGAAGCAGUGAUCAUCCAGUUGCUGACAGAAGAAGCUCAGAGGCCAAAUCCCAUGCUGGUGUCCCCUGAGACACUCCAGAAAAGCCAGGCCGGGGCCGACAAGGGAGGCGCUUUCCUUGCCAACAAGAUUUUCAAGCAGGUAAAGGAGACAAUGAAGGAGACCAUCAAGGAGCACCUGCUGGAUGAAGAUGAAGAAGAGGAGGAGGAGAUGAGGAGACGCGAGGAGAAGUCAAAGUCUCUGAGUCUUCUGGAGUACAACCUGACAAUGGACACAGCCAAACUCUUCAUGUCCUGCUUGCAUGCUUGGGGUCUCAACGAGCAGCUGGACGGGAUCUGUCUAGAGAGACUUGGCAUGCUCAGACCACACUGCCCCAUCUCUUUUGGCCUCAUCUCAAGAGGUGGUCACAUGUCUCUCAUGCUGCCCACCUUCAAGGAGUCUUUGCUGCGGCAGUUGUCGCUUGCAACAGGCCGGAAGCUGACAUUGUCAGACAUUGUUGGCAAGGGGACAUACGGUGUGUCAAGGGCGGUCACUACGCAGCACCUCCUGUCCGUUAUUUCUCUGGCCAACACUUUGAUGGGCAUGACCAAUGCCACCUUUGUCGGCGAGCACAUGAAAAAGGCACCAGCCAGGCCUCCCAGACCAGGAGGAACCCCGGAGAGUCCUCGUAGGAUGCCGGCCACACCCCCUCAGCCCUCCAACCCGGCGCUACAAGCUCAGAUCAAACAAGCUGCGGUAGCCAGCACAGCCAGCACCAACGUUUCUGCUAGCGCUACAACUGCUGGGCCCAAGGGGGCCCCUGGGGUUCUUUCUCAGAGGGCCCCUGGCUCCCCCAGCCCAGGUCCUGCUUCUCAUAGCUUCCCUUCAGUCAAUGAAGGCUGGAGCCAGCUGGCAGCUAUGCACUGUGUCAUGCUCCCUGAUCUCUUGGGCUUGGAUAAGUUUAGACCUCCACUACUAGAGAUGCUGGCAAGGAGAUGGCAAGACCGCUGUCUAGAGGUGCGUGAAGCAGCCCAAGCUUUACUGCUAGCCGAGUUGAGAAGGAUCGGCCAAUCGGGACGUAAGGACACCAUUGAUUUGUGGGCUCCUUACCUGCCUCAAUAUGUGGACACAGUCAGCUCCCCCGGCACAUCCACUGAACCCUCAACUCCAGCCCCACCUCCUCCUGAAGCUCAACCACUUGAGGUCAAGGCUCCCGAGGAGGAAAUGGAUACGACGGAUGAUGACAUCACUGCAGGGUGCCUCUCAAACCUUCCACCAAAUGCCAAGAAGAUCUCCAACUCAUACGAGGAGCGCCGGAAACAGGCCACCGCCAUCGUGUUGCUGGGUGUCAUCGGGGCAGAGUUUGGGGCCGAGAUUGAACCUCCAAAAGGCGCAGCACGUACUCGGGCCGGGCAGGUCCCCGAAGGCUUUGGACCAACAAGUGGCGGUUCUUCUAAUUAUUCCCUGGCAAGACACACAUGUAAGGCGCUGACUUUCCUGCUACUGCAGCCCCCCAGCCCAAAACUGCCACCACACAGCACAAUCCGUCGCACCGCCAUCGAUCUGAUCGGCCGAGGCUUCACCGUGUGGGAGCCGUACAUGGACGUGUCUGCGGUGCUCAUGGGACUGCUGGAGCUCUGUGCUGAUGCUGAGAAGCAACUGGCUAAUAUUACCAUGGGGUUGCCGCUCAACCCACCGGCCGAUUCAGCUCGCUCGGCUCGACACGCCCUCUCUCUUAUUGCCACCGCCCGUCCGCCAGCUUUCAUCACCACCAUUGCGAGAGAGGUCCAUCGAUUCAAUGCAGCCCAGGCUAACUCUCAGUCGCAGCAGAACGUUCACACCACCACUCUGGCCCGAGCCAAGACUGAAAUCUUGAGAGUGAUUGACAUUCUAAUAGAGAAGAUGCCUGGGGAUGUUGUAGACUUGCUCGUCGAGGUGAUGGAUAUCAUCAUGUACUGUAUUGAAGGGUCUCUGGUCAAGAAGAAAGGCCUGCAAGAGUGUUUUCCUGCUAUUUGCAAGUUCUAUAUGGUGGGUUACUGCGAUCGUAGUCACCGCAUCGCUGUCGGAGCUCGUCAAGGUUCGGUGGCCCUCUAUGAUGUUCGCACUGGGAAAUGCCAGAAUAUCCAUGGCCAUAAAGGCCCAAUCACAGCGGUGUCAUUUGCCCCUGAUGGCCGUUACCUGGCAACCUACUCCAAUGCUGACAGUCACAUCUCCUUCUGGCAGAUGAAUACCAGUCUGCUGGGCAGCAUUGGGAUGUUGAACUCAGCCCCUCAGCUUCGCUGCAUUAAGACCUACCAGGUUCCUCCGGUCCAGCCGGCAUCUCCUGGCUCCCAGAACCACUUGAAGCUCGCUCGCCUUAUCUGGACCUCCAACCGAAACGUCAUCCUCAUGGCACAUGACGGCAAAGAGCACCGCUUCAUGGUUUAAAUGAGAUCAAUACUAUGAAGUUAAGCUGCAGUUCAUAUGUAGAGCUCAUCGGCGUCCGGCUUCUUGGUUUUUGUGAAGUCGCUGUGAUACAGAUAGUAGACUGGGCACUGAAGUUUUAUUUUCAAAUAGACUGAAAUUGAAGGCUUAAAAGCAAUGAAAUCAUUUGAAUUAGAAAUUAGUGGGAUUCUUUUUUUUUUUUUUAUGAGAACCCAAUCUACAUUUAGGUUUAUAUGUGUAUAUAGUUUUGUUUUAUCUCCCACAGUCAGGGUCAUGAAGGAAUUCACUUGCUAAUAUAUUUGUUGGCUGAAACAUAAUGCCAUUUGUGUUAUGUUUUAGUAAUUUAUAACUCUAGUCAUUCCUAAUUAUUUGUUAGUUUUCUUUCUUAGUCACAAUUGAAGCCAUUAGCGGUCCACACAUUCAUUUCUAUUUAUUUAAUGUUGGCCCCUAUCAUGCCAGUAAAUUGGGUGUUGUUCAUUGUGUUGGUUUUUUUAGGACACGAUUUAAUUUUUAUGACCGAUAAAUCAUUUCACUUGACAUCCCUGAGCAGAUUUAUAAGUGGGCGCUGUUAAAAUAUGACUUGUGGUUUGAUUCUGCAUCGAUGUCAUCAUGCGUCGCUUUGGCAGUCAUUGUGCUGUCGUCUAUGGAGCAGAAUGGGUCAACAACGAUGGUCAUCUCUGAAAUUAAUCUUAAAGGUCACCCCGAUUGCUGUUAACAGGGCACAAUGAGAAAAUUUAGUUCGCUUUUCCUCCAUGGCGGUAUCCAGAGUCGUCAUUGUGUAAAUAAGAAAAUAUUUAUUAUUGUUGCCAUUAAUGGGCAUUUCAUUACAUGCAAUGAAAACAUGAAUUAAAAGUGUCCUGUUGUAGUCUUUAGGGUUCAAGACUUUGAUAUUUCAGCCCCUUUUAAAAACAUGGCUCACAUUUAAAUUUGUUCUCUUUCCACUGCUAAACCUCUAAUAAAUUCAACAGCCGUCAGAUGACCUUUCUUCCGUGUCAUGAUUCAAAACCAAAAUGGUCCUGGGUGUUCAUACAUUUCAAGAAAAACAGGAGAUGGUGUUUUAUCAUGUUGAUAACACAUAUGUCCCCUCAUUCCCACAUUUCUUCAUUUUCCUAGAUGAAAUUCCCACGUGUACAGUAUUAAUAUCAGAGCUUCCAUGUAAUGUAGUCUAGUAUUAGUCUUGCACGAUUUCCUAUUUGUGGUGUGUUUGACUGCCUGAAUGCCUGCAUGGCAAUGACUUCCUCUUGUUAUCUACACUAAAGCAAACAAAUUUACUAAUUUGACUACAGUGCAUAAUAACAAUUAAAAGAUCAUCUCAUCAUGUCUUUGUCCGUUACCAAUGUAGGUUUGCGUACUUGCUUCAUGAAACAUGAACAUUUUCUAAACACCUCAAUACAAUAUGUGUAUCGGGGAGAAGUAAUACACAUUUAAAGUAUUGUUCUCCUAAUGCUGUUAAAGAGGCUACUGACAACAUUCCCAUCUCAUCUGUUGUGAGGGAAGCAGAUAAAAGAAAAAAAAAAAAAAGAUCACGCUUAACAUAAUUCUAUGACAAUUACAGUAUGUGUCGUGUGCAAAUGACAUCACUGCUGUUUCUGGCUACAAGUUCCCCUGGGCACAAUUUUUUUUCUUAUUUUAUUUCAUGCAGACAUUUAUGCACAAAAUAUCCAUGGAUUAUGAAAAGGUUUUAAUCCCAUUUAGAAACUAUUUCUUAUUCUAUUUACCCUUCCACCCUCCCGACAGUCCUUGGAUCCUCCCUCUAGUUUCCUUCAGUUUUCAGUGAUGGUGUCAGAAAGCUUCUAACAGUGAUACGCACCUGUAAACACAAGUGUCAAAGCUUUUCACAAGUUUUGUCCCAGUUUAGAUGAAAAAAAAAAUCCCGUAGCUCAUAAAACUGCCCUUGAGACUUCCACUACACUGGAUAUAAAAAGUCUACACACCCCUGUUCUAAUGUCGGGUUUCUGUGAUAUUUAAAAAAAAAAAAAAAAAAACCUGAGACUAUUUUUAAUUUCAGAAUAAUUUCUAUUAUUAAUGUGACCACUCACUAGUAUAACUCAAUAGAUUUUUUUCUUUUCUUUUUGAGAACUUUUUUUAAUCACAGUCUGGCAUUUCAACAGCGAUGUGGAGUCUUUUUAUGUCUACUGUAAUUCUAGAGAGCAUUGAGAUCUCAAUCUUGGAUUUUCUCCAGUAUGCGCAAGGGUUUGAACAAAAAAACUGUUUUUGUCGGCCUCUCGAGGGAGAGAAGGUGAGAAAACGAAGGCAAAGAGAAAGAGCUGAAGAGUAAAUAACAAGUGAGGAAAACCAGUCAUCCAAAAAAAAUGAGAACAUUCCUUGAUGGAGGAAGUGAACCGAAAAAGCCUAAGUGGCAUGAUGCAAUGUGGUAGAAACCUUCAAGUUUACAACAUGUGAUAUCACAAUAUUUCCACUCAGCUGGAUUAUAAUGGUAUAAUCCUUUGUGUUUUCAAAUGAGUAAUGCAGUAAAAUACAAUAGCCCCCUCUCAAGCUUUUUAAAUGUUUAGUUUUAGUAACUUGGCCUGAGUUGCCGUAAGAUGAACAAACAUACUCUAAAAGAAAUAUUAAUUAUGGGGCAUUGUAUUAUACUGUAUGGCUGUACCUUAUCAAGUGGUUUGUGAGUGUAUAUUUCUGGGUAUUAGAAUAUUAACAUAUGUAUGUAUAGUGCAUGCAUGUGACCUCUGUAACCCAGUUUGAGUCCACUGUGUAUGAAAUAAAUGUGUAGUGGUACGCUGUGUUCUUGUUUUCACUAUGUGACUAAUAAAGAUGGAACUAAGAAAAA